CUCUGAUGGUGAGAGCCCACCCAGCAGAGCAAGAUGGCUCCGCUCAGUACCACCAAUAAUCGACACAUUUUACGUCAUAUUAUUUACAAUAAAUCAAAAUGUUACUUACUCUAAUAAUAUUAUUUUAUUAUUAAUAACAGCUUAGUUAUUUUAUAUAUUUAUUAAUAAAUUAUUAUUUGUUGAUAAAUAGGUGUACUGAGAAGUAAUUGUGGAUUUUAAAUAAAAAUUAACAAGAAAACGGCCGGUUGGCGUGCCAGACAGGUAAAUUAAUAUAGUGCCAUUGUCAGAAUAACAUUGCUCAUAUUUAAAAAAAAAACAAUAAUAACGUUAAUAGAAAUAAUAAUAAUAGUAAAUGUGUAAUCGCGCUCUUUUUAAUAAUAGCCAUUAAUUAAAUAAAUAUUAAUUAAAAUAAAUAAAAUCGAUAAUAAUUACAAAUGCAACGAAUUUUUUUAAAGUAUAAUAUUAAUGUGAUGUUACGAACAAAAAUAAAUGAGUGGAUUAAGUGAUAACAUCAAAUUAAAAUGAAGUCUAUUAAUAAUAAUAAUAUUAAUAAUAAAUAAAAUAAAAGUAAAAUAGUGAUUUAAAUAAUAAAAUGGCAAAAAUGUUGCCAAAGGGGACUUUUUUAAUUUUUAUAUAGAGAUUGUAUAAAUAAAUAAUACAACGACCAAAGAUAAUUAUCGAUACUGGAAGUUUAAAUCGUAAAUAAUUAUUAAGAUGUGGAAAAAAAUAUAAAAUUGAAGGCCACGUUGUGUCUAAGAGAGUUAACAUUUAAAGCAAGUGGCGGGUGAUAAUAAUUUUUAAAAUUAAUAACUGUUAGCUAAUUAAGUUUAGCUAAAAAUAUAUAAAUAUUAACUGUAAUAAAUGAGUUUUAACAUGGCACGUAAAAGUGAUAAUAUUAAAUGUAUUAACAUUGCGGUUGUUGGAUUGUCUGGGACUGAAAAAGACAAAGGACAAGUUGGAGUCGGAAAGUCAUGUCUUUGCAACAGAUUUAUGAGAUCACUUAGCGAUGACUACAGUGUUGAUCAUAUUUCUGUUUUGUCACAGUCGGACUUUAGUGGUCGUGUUGUAAAUAAUGAUCACUUUUUAUACUGGGGUGAAGUAGUAAAAGUUGCUGAAGACGGCACUGAAUAUCAAUUUCAAGUAAUUGAACAAUCAGAAUUCAUAGAUGAUGCAUCAUUUCAACCAUUCAAAGGCGGGAAAAUGGAGCCAUAUGCAAAACGAUGCGCUGCUACUAAAAUAACUAGUGCUGAAAAAUUAAUGUACAUUUGUAAGAAUCAAUUAGGAAUAGAAAAAGAGUAUGAACAAAAAGUAUUACCUGAUGGUAAAUUAAAUAUCGAUGGUUUUUUAUGUGUAUUUGAUGUCAGUGUGGUACCAAAUCGUUCAAUUGAAAAGCAAAUUGAAAUCGUAUCGAACAUAUUGAACAAUUUAAUAAAAACUAAAAAACCUGUUUUAUUAGUGACAACUAAAAAUGAUGACGCUAACGAACAAUAUGUAAAAGAGGCUGAAAAAUUGAUAUCACGAAAAGAAUACAAGAGUUCAAUUUCAGUUGUCGAAACUUCAUCACAUGAAAAUAUAAAUAUUGAUGCUGCAUUUCUAGUCUUGGCACAAAUUAUUGAUAAAACUAAAGUUAGAAGUAAGAUAAUACCUUUUAGUGAAGCUGCUAGAUUAAGAAAAGAAUUAUUAGACGCUUCAACAGAAUCUCUACAAAGAUUAAUACGUAUCCAUGUUACGGAUUAUCGCGCACUAUGGUCACAAGCUUCGAAAAAACUUGCUCAGCACAAAGAGUUUAAUAAUUUUGUUGAAUUGUUUGGUAUCGAUGCUACACAAAGGCUAUUCAGGCGACAUAUUAAAAAAUUAAAGGAUGAACAAAUAGCUAAGAAAAUACAAGGUUAUUUAGAUAUGUUGCCAGAUAUUCUUCAUGAAAUUUGUCCAGAUAUUUCCAGUCUUAUUAAUGAAGAAUGGUCAACAGUACAACAAUUUAUUAAAGAACAUCCAGACUUUCAUCAACAUUUCUAUGAAUGUCCAGAAGAUAUAUCGUGGAUUGAUUACGACUUUGGUGAAAAUAAUACAACUAAAAUUCCAUAUGAAGUUCUUGAAACUCCAGAAGCUGAGACAGUCUUCAAGAAUCACAUCAACGCUCUGCAACAAGAGCAAAGACGAUUAGAACUUCCAAAGAGAUGGAAAAAGCAAUUUAAGCAAUUGCUAGAGGAAACUGGGUACGUAACGCCUGGAAAACAUUUGUCAGAAGUGCGAGUACUGUUCAUGGGUCGCGAAUGUUUCGAAGCGCUUUCUCAUCAUGAUUGUCAAGAAAUUUAUGACCAGCAUCAAAAAGAAAUAAUUGAGAGAGCGAAACAUAAUUUCCAAGAACUUUUACUUGAACACGCGGACUUAUUUUAUCACUUCAAAAGUAUAGCUCCGUCUGGCACAAUUACGCAAGAUGAUAUUAAGGAAAUAACUGAUGCUUUAAUAGAUGACUUUAGGUACAAGACAUUGGAUAGACUUGAUCAAGAUAGAAAAUUGAUGCUUUUUCAACAUCUUGGUUUCGUUCAUUGUCCAAUUAGAGAACAUUGUCCUGCAUUUCCUAAUUGUAUGGAUGCUCUUAUUGAAAGAAUACUCGGUACUAAAGCACACAGACCAUCGUCAUGGAACCACAGUAGUCAAUGGCAAUUAACAUCCGAAAAUAAUCAAUUAAAUUUAGUAAUACUUGGUAGCAAUGGACUUGGAAGUGAAUUUGCUCAGGAAAUAAAAACACAAACAGAUGACGAUGAAGUGGAAAUUGAUUGUCAGUUAUAUACACUCGGUUAUCGAGUUAUUGACGGUGACGUUGGAUUACCCCACAAUUCAUUUACAACCUCGGAUUUUAUGCCACACGGUUCAUUCUGUAUUUACGCGAAUGAAGAUUCAUUUGAAUAUAUACGGUCGUCAUUAGAAAAAACGUUGCUCUCAAAUUUAGAGCAAGAAGAUCGAUUACCAUUUCAGGGAUUACCAAUAGUAAUAAUGUUUGUACCUGACAUAACUAUUGACGAAAUGGAGUCAAUGAGACUUAGAGAAGAAGGACAAAAUUUAGCUGACAGUUUACAGUGUCCGUUCAUUGACGUUUGUGUCGAAGAUUUGGAGCCAGAUAAGCGUUUUCCCCACUCAUUAGUUAAAGAGGCACUUCAACAGCUCAUACAGUCGAUUAAUCAUCGUGCCGGUUUUUUAAAUAUUUACCAAAGUGUUAUUGAAUGUUUAGAGCCCGAUAUCAGAAUAAUAAUGUGUAUGUUUUGUGGUGAUCCCUAUUCAGUGGAGAAUGUCUUAGGGCCAUUACUAAGCCAUCAGUGUUGUUUUUUAAGCGGUGAAAAAUCAAUUGUACUCGAAACAUUUCUUGGGGACUCAAAGCGACGUGUUGAAGUCAUUAUAUCAAGCUUUCAUGGCGCUAAUGCAUUUCGCGAUGAAUUAGUUCAUGGAUUUAUUUUAGUUUAUUCAACUAAAAGAAAAGCUUCAUUAGCAACUCUAAACGCAUUUUCAAUGAAUAUUCCAAAUUUACCGAUUCAAAUAAUGGCAGUAACGGAUACCGGAGGAGCUAACGCUUUCUUCAGCAAUGAUCUAUCUCACAUGCUUAUCACCGAAGGAAAUGCUACCGCAGACCGACUUCAAGCUCACUUUAUGACAUCAGCGUCUAGUUGUCAACAAAAAACGGCAUUCUACACGCCAUUUUUCAAAGAAGUUUGGGAGAAGAAACCUGAAAUCGAGCAGGCUUUUCAUAUGGAAGAACCUGGUAAUUUAAAUGACAGCGGUGAAGGCACCUUAGAAUACUCAGCAUUACAUCCAAUGCCACCACCAAGACACGAAAGUUAUCAUCUACAAACACCAGACGAUGGUAUGUCUGUAACUUUCAGAAGUGGAUCGGAGUCGUACGAGCAAUUGACGCCUGAUGGUGAACUGGGUGAUACAGUAUUAAAUGAACAAUUUAAUGAUCAUCGUGCCACACCCAGCGAUGAUAGUGAUAUUUAUAGUCAAGUUGAUUUUCAUCGCGAAGAAAGAGAACGAGAACUACUUAAAGGCGGUGAUUUCGCUAAUAAAUUAACAGGAUGGGUGAAAGAUACAUUCAAUAUGCAUCAUGACGGAGUAUCGAACACGUACUCGCAUCGAGCAUUUACUACAGGCCGUAGAAACAUCUCGCAAACAAAGUCACGACCCAAAGGCAACAGUCAAACAUUAAAACAACCGGGUAAAAUAAAUUUAAAAGACUUUUCUAACGUGACGGAUGCGAUAGCACGUAUGAGUGUUGGAGAAAAAAUAGAGCAUGGUUCGAAAAUGAUGGGCCAUGCGCCACUAGCGACUCCGGAACUUGUAGAUCUUGAGUACGCUCAUCCCAAAGACGUUGUGAAUAAUCUUUAUCCGACUUACGACGGAGAGUAUGCGUACGCUCUUGUACAGGAUUCUAUUUCGAAUAAUAAAUCUAAAUUACGGCAUAGACGUGAGAAGGGUCAACCAUCAUACAGUGAUUCAGAUUCAGAAUGGAGUUCAUUGGAGCGUCAGCGGGCGGACGCCCUCAGUAAGACGAAUAAAAAACCCUCAAGUUAUAAACGUACUCGUAAGAAACGCACCGCAAUACCAGUAGCAACACCAAAAGUACCUUCGCUAGCCAGUAUGGUCAGUGGCGAUGGUAACAUUGGUAUCAAUUACGUGAAGGACGACAAGAGUUGGCGUAUCGAUCCUACUGAACGUGUAUCAAGUGAAACACCAGAUAGUUCUGAGUCAAGUGAACCAGAGCACGGUACAAGAUCAAGAUUAAAACCAAAUAAACAUGCUGGUGCUGUUAGUGUGAGAAAGAGAUUUGGAAAUUCAGCGGCUACGCUGCAGCAUCCAUUCAACCUUAAACAUGUGACUCAGGAUAUGUUCAGUGUGUCCUAUGAUGAAUCCAGUCUAGAUGUAUCCUCUCCCAGAGAAAUAAAUUCACCGAGUUUUGGAAUACUAACGAAGGGUAAGGACUGCGACAAGCUGACGCGAAAGAAAGACAAGCAGAAGGCUAAAGAGGAUGAGAAGUUGGAGAAGCGGAGGCAGAAAGAAGAGAAACUUAAAAAACACGCGGAAAAAGAGAGAGAACGUGAGAAGAAGAAGCAGGAUAAAAUAAAACAAACCAAAGGACCUGGUGGUGGUACUGGGGGUGCUGGUGUCUCGUUAACGGGCCAAAGUCAAUUGUCGCUUAUUGAAGAUUUUGCACAGAGUGAAACUAACAGAAUACCUUUAUUUUUGGAAAAGUGUGUACGGUUUAUUGAAGAAGAGGGUCUUGAUUCUGAGGGUAUUUACAGGGUUCCUGGCAAUCGUGCUCAUGUUGAAUUACUUUUUCAAAAAUUCGAAGAAGAUGGUAAUGUCGAUAUACAUUUAUUGGAUAUUCCGGUAAAUGCCGUAGCAACAGCACUCAAGGACUUCUUUUCAAAACGAUUACCACCACUUAUCGACAAAGAGCGUAUGAUUGAACUAGAAAAUAUUUCCGGUGCAAGAGGUGUAAGUAAACCAAUGUCUGCAACCGGUAUGAAUAUGGAAGAUCCAAGCUGUAGAUUACUCGCCUUACGAUCGAUGCUUAAUCAGUUAAAUCCAGUUAAUUUCGACGUUUUGAAAUUUAUAUUUCAACAUUUCGUAAAAGUGGCAGAAAAUUGUAAGUUAAAUAGCAUGGAUAGUAAAAAUUUGGCAAUUUGUUGGUGGCCUACAUUAUUGCCAAUUGAAUUUAAUGACUUGGGUAGAUUUGAAGCUAUGAGACCUUAUUUGGAGGACGUUGUUCAAACAAUGAUCGAUCAGUAUCCCUUUCUUUUCUGUGACAAAGAAGCCAUCGUCAUGGUUUAGUAAUGGACUAUCACUAAUUCAAAAUAAAAUUAGGACCUAUAAUUAAUAAUAACAAUAAUUAUAAUAAUAACAAUAAUAAUAAUCAUAAUAAUAUUAAUAUUAGUAUUAACAUUAAUAUUAAUAAUAAUAAUAAUAUUUUAUAUUUAAUGGGGUCCUACUUCUCUAUUAAAAAUAAUAAUAUACAAAGCAAAUACAUUUGCACUAGUCCAAUUACACUGGGAAUUUAAAAACAAAAAAAAUAAAACUAAAAAAUCGGUCAUAAUUUGAAACGUCUGAAUUUCCAAUUAAUCAAACGGUCGCGAGUAAUAGCAACGAGUCAAUCAUGGUGUCAUAUAAGUAUGCAUGUAUUUUGAGUAUAUAUAUAACAUAUAUACAUAUUUACAAUUAAAUUAAUUAAUUAAUUUAUUUUAAAUAUUUAUAAUAAAUUACGUAGUGAUAAAUAGUACGUAAGUUUUAAAUAAUUUUUUAGCACUGUCUUAUUUUUAUUUCGCACUUUGUCAACUCAUAUUUUAAUGCUUCUACAUCAGCAUUUUAAUAAAAAAAAAAUGAAUUUGUAAAUUGAAUCAAUAGACGUUAAUUUUGAACAAAGAAAAAAAUAAUGAGAAUAAAAAAAGACAUUUUUUAGGUUGUGCCAUGCCAAUCGUAUCUGUUUAUAUUUAAAAAAAAUUAGAUAUCGAUGCACGGCGGUGAUAUAUAUAAUCUAUUUGCUUAUACCAUUCCGUCUAAUUAAGAAAAAUGAUAAUGAUAAUUAAUAAUUUAGUGAAUAAAACGAUUUUAUUAAUAAUGUCAAUCGUUUUAUAAUUUUAAUAAUGAUAUUAAUAAUUAUAAUUAAUAAUAAUAAUAAUAAUAUUGA
Molecule: messenger RNA, 6679 nt
Organism: Microplitis mediator
Lineage: Eukaryota; Metazoa; Arthropoda; Insecta; Hymenoptera; Braconidae
Gene: RhoGAPp190
Product: rho GTPase-activating protein 190
Exons: 22
Coding region: 862-5826 (1654 amino acids)
Biological process (GO): signal transduction
Molecular function (GO): GTPase activity; GTP binding
Source: RefSeq, a predicted model, not a curated record